GGCGCCGCAGCCAGGGCAGCCGCAGCUAAAGAAAGGGAGUUUUGUCCUCGCUGCUGCUGCUGCGGCCGGCCUCGGAGCAAAGCGACCAUGGCCGCAGCUUGCCUCAGGCCGAAGGCGGGCUGCGAAGCGCGAAAGGCAACUACGGCCGCAGGAGGAGCAAACGCCCAGCAGUGACCAACCCUCCUUCUCCUAACGUCCAGGCCGCGCGUCCUCCGGCGUCGCGGGGGUGGGGAGCUCACGCUCCGCUUCGCUUUGCCGUCGCCGCUCGCUUUCCCCGCGGCAGCGGAGGCGGUUACUAGCACCAUGUGGGGGAGGCUUCUCUCCGAGAUCGGGCAAAACGGGGACUACCGGAUAGGCCCAGAAUGUUCUUCAUCAGGAUGGUUUUCGGGUACUGAUUCUCUGUGGCAAGCCACGGCAGGUCCAGCCAGCCGUCAAAGUAUUCAUAUCAGAAGACACAGCAUAGCUUCUGACAGUGGAGACACAGGUGUUGGAACUUCCUGUUCUGAUAGUGUGGAAGAUCAUUCCACAUCAAGUGGUACUUCCUCGUUUAAGCCCAGCCGCUCGUUGGUCUCAAUUCCCACUGCCCAUGUAAUGCCAUCUCAUAUCAACACUUCACUUUCAAAACAUAGGGAUCCUCUCAAGUCUAACUCUGCAAAGUGGAGCACAAACCUUUUGAGAUCUGCUCAAAGCAGGCAUCAGGGCAUGUUGGACAGCUCUCUUGAUAUGAAAGAUUUGAGGCCUGUAAGGAAGUGGUCAUCGUUGUCUAAACUCAGCACACCUCUUAGUUGUAACCAGGAUGGGAAUGUUUAUUCAGCAGAAUGCAGGACCAACUUGGAUAUAAAUGGAAGAGACAAGACUGCUUCACCACAAUUAAGAACAAAUGGGUCAAAUUGCUUGUACAGGAGUAUGGAACUAUUAAAGUCUGAGGACAGAGAAAAUGAGAAGAAAAAGAAUUCUACUUUGAACUGCAAAUACAAAUUUGAAAGUUGCAGCAAAGAAGAUUGGGGGGUUCCUGAUGUCUCAAACAGGAGACAUGCCUUAGAUAUGACCUAUAGUGCCUUACCUGAAAGCAAGCCUGCUCCAUUAAACUCUGAAGCUUUUCAUCAAGAAUAUAUAACUUUGGAACCACAAGCUGCAGUCCCAUCCCAGGUUUCCAUUCAAUCUUCUGAAAGGACUCAGAGGUGGCUUACAGAACAAUUUCGUACAAAUCCUCCAGAAUCCAGGCCUUCUGAGGAGUCAUACAGCUUAACUCCUUGGCAGUUACAGCAACUUGAAGAGCUUAGAACAGGAAGUGAACACACUCUUCAGGUUCUGGGUGGAUCGUACCAUCAAAGUUAUCCAGCUACAAACUUUCAGGACUAUAAUAAUUGGGAGUCCCUGAUGAGAAUUAAAGAAGGGCUGUUAAGGCAAAAAGAAAUUGUGAUUGAUAGAUCCUGUGACUUCUCAGUUACAUACGAGAGAACUGGCAUCAAAUUGAAAGAGAGCAAGGGAAAGUUCCAUUGCAAGAGUGGAUAUCCACUCACACAUAGUUGGACUUUUUCCACUACUCUAAAUCUGGCUUCAUCAGAGAUUUAUAUCAAUGAACCUCAGUAUGAGAAACCAUCAAUGCCAGCUCAAUUUACAGACAGAUCUUUGACCCAAUGUGAAAGGGAGCAAGUUAAGCUUGCAUCAGUACCAAAUAAGGAGAUGCAACUCAGUGAGUUUUUGAAAGAAAUAGUAAACAAAUCCAAUGAAGAUAAAAAGAAAAUGGAAGAGAAGCUCAGAACCCGAGACAGGUACAUAAGUAGCCUAAAAAAGAAAUGCCAGAAAGAAUUCGAACAAAAUAAAGAGAAACAGAGGCGAAUCGAAACACUUGAAAAAUACCUAGCUGAUUUGCCAACACUGGAUGAUGUUGAGAAGCAAAGUAAAGAGCUACUUGGUCUUGAAGAAAAAUAUAAGCAACUGAAAGCUGCUAUGGUUAAGUUAGAAAAGGAACUGGAUGAAUCUGAGACACAGUGUAAAGAAAAAGAAUUGCAGCUUGUGUGCCAGAAGAAGAAAGAAAAUGAAUUGAUAGUUGCAGUGCAAAGCUUGCAACAGAAAGUAGAAAAAUGCCUGGAAGAUGGGGUCCGUCUUCCUAUGUUAGAUGCAAAACAGCUUCAGAGUGAAAAUGAAAGCCUCAAAGAAAAAAAUGAGGAGGCUAAUAAGGUCAUAGACAAUCAACAAAAUCAGAUCACCGAGAUAUCUUUAGAGAUACAGUCUAUGCAAGAAAAGAUUUUAGAAGGAAAUCUGACAAUUCAGAAACAAAAAAAUGAACUUGAAGAGAAGGAUAAAAGUGUACAGCAGUUGAAGGAGGUACUUCUUGAAAACCAAAGAUUUAUGGAAGAAAAUGCAAGUUUAAGAGAACAGAUUCAUCAGAUGGAACAGUCCAGACGACCAGUAGCUGAAAAAUUACCUGUGGCAAAUCAGUUGUUCAUAGAGAUGUCUCACUGUCUGUUUGACUUGAAAGCACUUUGCAGUAUUCUUACUCACAGAGCUCAGGGCAAAGAACCUAACCUGUCCUUGCUGCUUGGAAUCCAAUCAAUGAACUGUUCCUCUGAAGAUGAGAAGCACCAUAGCACAGAAAGUCUCUCUAAGAAGCUCUCAGAGGUUUGUCAGUUACGGAAAGAUAUUGAUGAACUGAGGACUAUAAUUUCAGACUGCUAUGCUCAGGACAUGGGAGAAAAUUGCAUUACACAGUGAUGACAUCUUGGCCUCACACUUACAACUAAGUUAUUAAAUGCUGCUCUGGUUUUAAUUCCUCAUGUUUCUGUUACAAACAAUACUGGAAAGCAAAUGCUGUGCCAGGUGAAAAGGCUUCAUGCAUAGUUCAUGCAGAUAAUACACUCUUCUUUCAAAGAGAUUUUGUGCUACAAGAAAAAAAAUCCAAUUUCUUUAAAACUACUGAAUGUAGGUCAAAGCUGUGAAUAAUGUUCUUUUGAAAAUGGUUUUUAUUUCUUUUGUUACGCUGAUAAAAGAAAAGACAGAGUUUUCUGGAGUAAAAACAGAAGAGGGCACUAUAACAGUGGUUCAGCAAGCUUUAGGAUAGAAGAUCAGACCCGAGAAUCUUCAUGACAAAAGCAGUUGGAUAUGCUUGGUUAUUUGAAGGUCAGAUAUUAGAACGGUGGAUGAAGAUACAGAGUCAUAACAAAGAUUUUUUUGAAUCCAGGGAGUACUGAUGGUUUGGGCCACACAAAAAAGAAAAUAUAGAUAAAAAUUAUAUGCUCUUUAAAGGUUGCAUUCCCAGUUUGAUUAUUGUUUUAUUCUGCAGUUCUUGUGUAAUGCAAAGGGACAAAAAGAUGAAAAAACAUUCACAUUUCAGAGAAGGAAGGGAUUCAGCCUUAGAAUUUAGUCACCAACUAUUAAGCUCUUUUGCAUUAAUUAGGCUGGGCAAAAAUGGUUUUGAUAAAAGAUUUUUAAAAAAAAUCAAAAACAUUUAAGUGUAAUAUCUUCAUAACAAUAUAUAUUUACUCUUUGUUUGAAAUUUCGGCAAAGUAGUAUCCACUGAAUGUGAAUGUUUGAAUUCCAGCACACAGAAAAAUAGAAAGCCUUAAAGAAACCUGAUUUCUUCUGGCGACCUGAAACAGCAGAUUUUGAUGAAUAAUUAAUAGAGUUGCUUCAAAAUUAUAUCACAACUGGCAUAAAAACCUUAUGUGAGAACAGAGUUCUUGACUAUUCAGGCAAAUAUGCUUAAGUUCCUCUUAUUGCCAGAAGAGGACUUGGAUGAAUUCAGCAGUGCCAGCCUUCAUAGAUGCAGUGUUAAAAUGCCUGAAUGAAAGGUAUGCCACUUUGUAAUCCAGGUUUAUAUAUUUUGCUGUGUUAAAAUUUAUGUGCCGUUUGUCAAGACAAGCCUGAUGUCACUUUAUUAUGACAAUCUAUUCUAAAAUCUACAAAAAACACCACCUUUGAAAAAAGGAAACUAACUAAAUACAGUGCAUGAUGCUCAUAGAUGCCAUGAGGCUCAUAACUUCAGUCUUGCCAAAAGUUGAUGUUUAAAGAGCAAGAAAUGGAUUAUUAUUCUCAAUUUCUUACAUUAAUAUUUUUCCUUAAACAAUUUUUAAACCAUAAUUUUAUAUUGAUAUUUUCACAUUUUGUGUGAUUCAAAUU
Thamnophis sirtalis is the source of this 4122-nucleotide messenger RNA. The record is from RefSeq and is a predicted model, not a curated record. Lineage: Eukaryota; Metazoa; Chordata; Lepidosauria; Squamata; Natricidae.